Messenger RNA from Paramecium primaurelia, 2535 nucleotides. NCBI's taxonomy places the organism in Eukaryota, Ciliophora, Oligohymenophorea, Peniculida, Parameciidae. The record is from the annotation of a GenBank genome assembly.
AUGACAAAAAUUAAAGGGAAUCCAAAUUUCUUCGAAGUUUAUAUCAUCGAUAAAACAUAAAAUAAUUUUCAGAAAUAAUUUCCUUUAGAUUAUUUAUUAGUGAUAAAUAAUAAUAAUUAUUCAAUUUUUUUACUUUUAUUUUAAUUAAAUUUCCCAGCAAAAUCUUAUAUAAUUAAUUUUAAUUGUUUUUUCUCUUGGAUCUAUUUUGAUCAAUAUAUAACUAAAAUACUUAUAAUUUUAGAUAAAUAUAUUUUAUAUUUUCUUAAAGAAAUUUAUUUUUUAAUGGAUUUAUAUGAAGAAGAGCCAGAAUUCAUUCGCAAUGUAAAUUUAUUAAAAUCCCCACCAAACUUCUAAUAGGCAGAGAAUCAUAGCGUAAAUAAGUAUAUUUAAUUGAUAGAAAGCUCAAAUUAUUCAUAAAGAAGUUAUAAAUGAUUCAUAAAGAUGUUCUUGUUGUAACUUACAUAUUAAUUCAAUAAAAUAUCCUCUACUAACAGAUUUAAAUGAAUUUAUGGUGCAUGGUACAGCAUACAAAUUCUUUUUAUUCAUUAAAAUUAACUUUAUCCUUCUUAGCAUUGUUUUGUAAAUUUUGAUUAUAAUAAAUAGUAUUAUUGCUGGGAUUUACAAUUUGAUUUAGAAUUUUAAAGGAGAUUAAUGCAUAAAACAUGAAAUCUGUCAAUAAAAUCUAUAUAAUUUAUUGUCGAUCUUUAAUAGAUUAGAUUCUGAAUUUGAUGGUAUGUUAUAAUGAUAAGUUUUUAGACUACAUUUUGGAUACAUUAUAUUUCAUAUCCAUUUUGAUAUAAUUAGCCUUCAUUCGAUAUAUAUCAUGUUAUCAAAAUGUUAAUUAUAAUUUGGAUUAAGAAAUUGAUAGUGAAUUAACUAUAUCAGAAUGUUCAGUUUAGAUACAAGAUGUUAAUACUUAAUGGGACAAAACAACAAUAAUGGAUUAUCUUGUGAAUUAUCAAUCAAAAAAUAAUGAAAAAUUUAACAUUAUUGAUUGUUGCUUGAUUUAUAAUCAAGAACAUUUUGAAAAUUAAUUAAAAGUUAAAAUAAGGGAAAUAUUAAUUCAAAAUAAUGAUAUGUUGAAAUAUAAUUAUUAUUAUAAGCUCUUUGAAAAAUGUCAUUAAUAGAAUUGUAGAUCAAAUUUAUAUUUUGCAUAAUAGAGAAUAAUUUUUGAAAUUUAAUGGUGAAGUAUUAAUAACACUUUCUUAUGAAGUAAUAAUAAUAUUAUUUAUUUUUAAGAAGGAAGCUAUAAAUUUUAAAAAAGCAAUCGGAAUUGAUUAUAAAGUAGUUAAAUGUCCAAGGCCUACAGAUGUAAAUUGGAGUCCUAACUUUUAAGUCUAUAAUAUGAAAAGAUUUUGUAUCAAAUAUCUUAUUGGAUUUUGUGUCCUAAUAAUUGUUAUACCUAUAUAAUAGGCUAAAAGUGAAUAUAUUAUAAAAAAUCAUGGUAAAAGUGGAAAUUAAUUAUAUUUCAAUAUACUUUUGAGUUUAUCAAUUGGAGUUUUGUUAAUGGUGUUGAGAAAAAUAUAUUAUUACUUAAUGCUUUCUAAUUUCUAGGAUAUGAUGUAAAAAGUAAAUAACAAACGGAUCAAACCUACCUUAGAAUCGAUUCAAUAUAAUAUAAUACUCUUAUUUUAAUUCAUAGUAAGUCUUUCUGGUAUAAAAUUUGACGAGGAUGAUGUAGAGAAAAGAAAAACAAUGAUUUGGUGUUCUGGUGGGUUCAGUUAAGAUAUUAUUAAUAUCAUACUGAUUAAUGCCUUCUCAAUUAUUAUACUAAGUAUAAUAGAUGAUGUAUAAGUUUGGAAAUUCAUAAAAAUUAUUUAUUACAAAUAUUUUAAUAAGAAUUCUACUUUAACAUAAUUUGAAGCUAACUAAUUAAUGGCUAAAAAAAUGAAUUUCAAUCAAAAGAAGUUUGAUUUAAUUCUUUUGAUUGGAUUAUGCUCCUUUUGUGGUUAUAUGUAUCCCAUAUUUUAUCUUAUUACUCUCAUAACUUUAUUUAUUAUCUACUGGAUUAAUAAAUAUUAAGUUAUCAAUUAUGGAGUUGAAGAAGAAUUCAAAUUCGAAUUUUAUGGUUUUAAAUUUGAUAUAUUGAAUACCUUACUUUUUUAGUUGGUAUCAAUGAAAAUUAUUAAUAGUGUGUUAAAAAUUUCACCAUAUACUCAACCAUCACUCUAUAUCGUAAUUAUCAUUUUGUUCAUAUUAACUAUCCUUUUUAACUAUUACCCUAAUUGGCUUUUUUAAAAGUAAACCAGAUAUUAUUAAAAGAAUGAAGAUUUAAUAAAAAGCCUUUAAUAAUGAUUUAUACUCAAAAUGCAAUCCACUAAUUGAUGAAUCUCUUUUGCUUAACGAAUAGUAUGAAAAAUGGGAAUAAUAAUAUGUUGAAGGAUUGCAAUUAAAUAAGUCUUCAAGAUAAGCUAAAUUUUACAGUGCUCUCUAAUUGAAAUUGUUGAGAGAAUUUGAAAGAGAAUUUUAAUAGGUAUUGUAUAAUUAGAUUAAUAGAGUUCAAUUUAAAAAGUCUAAAUAUUGCCAGUUGGUUGA